This is a messenger RNA of Patiria miniata (bat star), 982 nucleotides long. Its product is annotated as stress response protein NST1-like. The record is from RefSeq and is a predicted model, not a curated record. Bases 16 to 750 code for a protein of 244 amino acids. NCBI's taxonomy places the organism in Eukaryota, Metazoa, Echinodermata, Asteroidea, Valvatida, Asterinidae. The transcript has 4 exons.
AGUUUUGUGGUUUUGAUGACGUCACAGUGUCUUGCUAUCCGCUAUCCGUAUACAAGGCACGGAUAUCUCGCUCUCUACACGAUGGCUUCAACUUCAAGCGCAAAAAAAUCCUCUACAAGGUUUUACCCUGCUUUGGACAUACUCGUCUUAAAGCAAGUGCUAGCUGAUUGGCCAAUUGGUGACACCAAAAAAUGGGAAACGUUGACCCAAAAACUGAAUGAGGCUGUAAGACUGAUGAGACCGGAUGGCCAAGUCACCAUGAGGGGUUGCAAAGACCGCUUCAGAAAGCUUCUGUCUGCCUUCAAAGCAGAUGAACUGGCAUCACUAAGAGCCUCAGGAACUGAUGAGGAGUAUGGAGAACGAGAGCGGCUACUGGGCGAAAUUGUGGAGCUGGAAUCUGAGAUGGAUAAGAUGAAAGAAGAUGCAGCGAAGGUAGAGAAGAAAAAGCUGGAGCAGGGAGAGACUGUCCGGCAAAAAGCCCUUCAAAGUCUCACUGAGCAGGCUGAAGGAUUGAAUGAUGAAGCCAGGAUGCAGACCCCCUCUCCACUCAAGAAACGCAAGAAAGUUGAAAGCUCCGACUACAUCCAGUACUUAAAGGAGAAGACAGAGAAGGAAUUUGCUCUCAAACAGCAGCAGCUUGAGCUAGACAAAGAACGUUUUGUACUGGAGAAGAAAGAGCGACAAGCCAAGUUGGCAUAUGAUUCACAAGUGUUGCACCUUUUGCUGAAACUAACAAAGAAGGAAGAUUAAAUCAAAUGACUUCCUUCUUUCUCUUGGUUGUUACCCAAUCAACACGACAGUUCGUCCAGUUUUAUCACAUCACAUUGAGAGUUGAGACCUAAAAAAAUGUUGAAACAGUUUUGUUGUUGAAACAGUUUUGUUGUUGAAACAGUUUUGCAAUCUAAAUUGUAAUCUAAAGGAUGGUUCAUAGUAAAUGCUCAAUGCAUAGUAAUGUUCAAUGAAAGGGCAGUGGUUUACUUAU